Messenger RNA from Penicillium manginii, 1209 nucleotides. RefSeq lists its product as uncharacterized. The transcript is spliced from 4 exons. The record is from RefSeq and is a predicted model, not a curated record. NCBI's taxonomy places the organism in Eukaryota, Fungi, Ascomycota, Eurotiomycetes, Eurotiales, Aspergillaceae. Gene Ontology annotation, molecular function: mannose-6-phosphate isomerase activity; zinc ion binding. The coding region runs from base 1 to 1209 and encodes 402 amino acids. Gene Ontology annotation, cellular component: cytosol. Gene Ontology annotation, biological process: carbohydrate metabolic process; GDP-mannose biosynthetic process.
AUGGCGGAUGCUGUAGUCCAACUCCGAUGUGGAGUGAAGAAUGAUGACUGGGGAAAAAAAGGAAAGGAGUCUGUAGUGGCUCAGUUGUGGUCUAAGACUCCAGGCUCAGGACAGAUCGAUGAAUCUCAAACAUACUCCGAGAUGUGGAUGGGAACAUAUCCAUCCAACCCAAAUUAUCUACUUUCUACCGGUGAACAACUUGGAGAUUACUUGAAGAAAAACCCCCAGCUAGUGGGUAAAUCAGUCCUAGAUCGAUUUGGACCAGAAAUCCCAUUUCUACCUAAGAUCUUAUCAUUCAAUAAAGCAUUGCCGCUGCAAAUCCAUCCUGACUUGACACUUGCCGCAAAGCUACACGGAGAAGACCCUAAGAAGUACGGCGAUACCAAUCACAAGCCCGAGAUUGCUAUUGCGUUGUCCAAGUUUGAGCUGUUCGCAGGCUGGAAACCACUCAAAGACAUCCAAACAUUGUUCAAACUUAACCCGCUGGAGAAGUUUGUUCCACCGGGAGAGUUCAAUGAUGAAACGCUUCGACAGGUGUGCAUUAAACUACUCAGUGUACCCCCAAGCACGGUCGCAACGACCAUCAAAGAACUGCAAGCAAUUCCCGAGGCCCAUUUCGGACCGGAUCCGUACAUCCCAGGUCUCUUAGACCGACUCAGCAAGCAAUACACUGAAUGCGACAAUGGUAAUCUUGUCGCAGCUCUACUCAUGAAUUAUCUGACCCUAGGACCUGGGGACUCAGUCUUCGUCCCAGCUGACAGCAUUCAUGCAUAUUUAGAAGGCGAUGUUGUUGAAUGCAUGGCCCGAUCAGACAAUGUUAUCAACACUGGCUUUUGCCCAGCUACGGAUCGCGAUAGCGUCGAGCUUUUCGGAAAAGCGCUGUCAUUCAUCCCACAUGAUGCCCAGGGUGCUCUCCUACCUCGGAAGAAGAGCGACAAGGGAAUGUACGGCAAGACGGACGUCUACGCGCCCCCGAUAAGUGAAUUCGUAAUCUUGUGCACUUGUCUAGGGGCGGGCGAGAAGGAGACGCACAAAGCCAUUCUCGGUCCUAGCUUGAUGAUCGUAACGAAGGGGUGCGGGACCAUGAAAAUCCCUGGGAAUCAAAAGGUCGAACUGAAAGAGGGAUAUGUGUUUUUUGUUGGGCAGGGUGUUGCGUUGGACUUUGGCACCGACAAGGGGCUGGCGGUCUACCGCGCAUACGCGGAAUAA